AUGUACUACACAACACCAACAGUAGAUAAGAGGAGCCCUGUAUUACAGGAUACUCGACACAACAUGGACAAAGGUCUCCCAGCGACCUUCCACAACGGUUUCCACAAUGAAGAAUCCGUUCGGAAAAUGAGAUAUAACCGACUAGGGAAAACUGAUAUGGAGGUAUCAAGCCUCAGUUAUGGUGCAGCUGCUUUAGGAAGCGUUUUUAGAGAUACUGAUGACGCAGAAGGAUUAAGCGUUGUGGAAUACGUCAUCAAAAACGGUGUGAACUACAUUGAUGUUGCGCCUUGGUAUGGUCAUGGCAAAGCUGAAAAGGUUCUUGGUCGGGCUUUACAGAACAUACCUAGAUCGUCCUAUUUCAUAUCAACAAAAGUGGGUCGAUAUCUACCGGACAUUGAUCAAAUGUUUGACUUCAGGGCAGAGCGCACUAUCAGGAGCGUAGAUGAAAGUUUAACGAGACUAGGUUUAGACAAAGUCGAUCUUAUACAGAUACAUGAUAUUGAAUUUGCUGAUAAUACAGAUAUAAUCAUCAACGAAACAUUGCCAGCACUUCAAAAAGUAAAAGAGAGUGGAAAGGCAAGAUACAUAGGGAUUACGGGAUAUCCAUUAAAUCUACUAAAGGAGGUAGUGGAAAAAAGUGUGGUCAAAGUGGAUACUAUCUUAUCAUACUGCAGAGCAUGUAUGCAUGACAACUCAUUACUAGACUACCUGCCGUAUUUUCACGAAAAGGGGGUUGGAGUAAUAAAUGCUUCGCCAGUAAGCAUGGGUCUACUCACAGAUCGAGGUCCACCAGACUGGCACCCAGCUCCCGAAAACGUCAGAUGUAAUUGUGCCAAAGCCUCUGCUUACUGCAAGGAAUUGGGAAUGGAUUUUUCACGAUUGGCACUGUCCUAUUCACUUGACCUGCCACUCGCAACGACACUAUUUAGUUCAGCAAGUUUAACAAAUGCAAAGAAAAAUCUAGAUUCUCUUGUCGUGCCUUUGACCGACAUAGAGAGCAAUACGAAGGAGGAAAUUAUGAAAAGAUACAUGGCGCCGUUGAAGAACCAGAACUGGGAAGGUUUAGAAGUGGAGGAUUAUCGGGCUAUCUUAAGUGGAGAAAAAACUACAUCUACCAUACUUGCUUAA
Messenger RNA from Ylistrum balloti, 1128 nucleotides. RefSeq lists its product as uncharacterized. Gene Ontology annotation, molecular function: L-galactose dehydrogenase activity. The transcript has 10 exons. The record is from RefSeq and is a predicted model, not a curated record. The coding region runs from base 1 to 1128 and encodes 375 amino acids. Lineage: Eukaryota; Metazoa; Mollusca; Bivalvia; Pectinida; Pectinidae. Gene Ontology annotation, cellular component: cytosol.